AUGGAAGAUACUACAAAGGAUCUGAAGAGUGCCAGUGGCACAGUUGCGGUAUCAAAAGUUGUUGAAGAUGAGGAAAAGAAGCUUUCAAACAAGGAGUUGAAAGAGUUGAAGAAGAAGGAAAAAGCUGCGAAACGAGCAGCGCGGAAGGAAGCGAGUGGGAUUAGCAUAGAACAACAAGAGCAGAUGACCGAGAAGAAGAAACAAAAAGCAGCCGCUACUGCUGCUGCUGCAGGGACAACAGGAGCAACAGCAACGGCGUCGAAUUUGAAAAAGCAAUUGAAUCAAACGAGAAUCAAAGGUGAUAAGAAAGUUCCUCAUUUGUUUGGACACUUGGAAACUAGAGAGCAAAGGAAUGCGUCUUCGCCAACUAUAUCGCAUGUGGUCCAUCCCGCCAUUUUGUCAUUAACGCUAAAAUACUCGAGCUAUAGUAUUGUUGGGUCUGUAGCAAGACUAACCAACAUGUUACUUGUAUUUAAACAAGUUAUUCGAGAUUACGUCACGCCUCAGAAUAUGACUUUGGCAAGACACCUCACUGGACUUCUUUCUCACCAGAUUGAGUACCUCAAGUCAGGUCGACCAUUGUCCGUGUCAAUGGGCAAUGCGAUAAGAUGGCUCAAGCAGGAAAUAUCUCAUGUGUCAAUUGAUACAUCGGAGGCUAAAGCUAAGGAGAUUUUAUGUCAGAAAAUAGACGAUUUUAUAAAGGAGAAAAUAGAACUAUCGGACCGCUUGAUUGUUGAAAAUGCAUCCAAGCACGUGGUUUCAGGUUCUACGAUACUCACCUAUGGCCAUUCUCAAGUUUUAGAGGAGUUGUUUGAGUAUUGCUUCGUUGAACAAGGCAAGAAAUUUAAUUUAAUCAUUGUCGAUAGCAGGCCGCUAUUUGAAGGUAAAAAAUUGUUGAGAAACUUGAUAAAUAAAGAAUUAGGAGAAACGCUGGAUUACAAUGGCAUACCCAUAACAAAGAGCCACAUCAGUGUUCAGUAUGUGCUUCUCAACUCAUUGUCAUCAACACUACUAGAAGACGUUGACUGUGUAUUCUUGGGUGCACAUGCCAUGCUAUCCAACGGAAGGCUAUUUGCGCGAGUAGGAACAGCUUUGAUUGCCAUGAUGUGUCACAGACGCAAUAUCCCAGUGUUGACCUGUUGUGAAUCAAUCAAGUUUUCAGAUAAGGUGCAGUUAGAUUCGGUAACUAAUAAUGAGCUUGCUGAUCCUGAGGAUUUGAUAACAAACAACAAUUCAAUGCAACCGCCCGAAAAGAAAUCAUUUGCUCUUGAGCAGUUUCUCAACCAAACAGCUGGGACAGGGAAAGGAGCUUCUCAGGUUUCUGAUACAGAGGAGAAAGAUGCGCCAUUGAAAAAUUGGAAAAAUAUAUCUGGGUUAAAUGUGUUGAAUAUCAUGUAUGAUCUUACGCCUCCAGAGUAUAUCAAUAAGGUAGUCACAGAGGUUGGAUCGUUACCGCCAUCUUCAGUACCGGUUAUAUUAAGAGAGUAUAAAAGUACAUAG
Molecule: messenger RNA, 1500 nt
Organism: Lodderomyces oxycetoniae
Lineage: Eukaryota; Fungi; Ascomycota; Pichiomycetes; Serinales; Debaryomycetaceae
Gene: GCD2
Product: translation initiation factor eIF2B subunit delta
Exons: 1
Coding region: 1-1500 (499 amino acids)
Source: RefSeq, a predicted model, not a curated record